AUGGCGGAGGAUAUGGCGAGUCAUUAUCAAGUGAUGGAGGAGUUGGGAAGUGGAAGUUUCGGAACCGUUUACAAGGCAAUUGAUAAAACUACAGGUGAAAUUGUCGCAAUCAAACAUAUCGAUCUCGAGUCCAGCGAAGAUGAUAUUCAGGAGAUUCAGCAGGAGAUUUCUGUUCUGGCUACCUGCGCCAGUGCGUUUGUUACACAAUACAAAGCAAGUUUCCUCAAGGGGCAUAAGCUGUGGAUUGUCAUGGAGUAUCUCGGUGGAGGAUCAUGUUUGGACCUGUUAAAACCCGGUGUUUUCAACGAAGCCCACGUGGCAAUCGUUUGCCAACAGCUCCUCCUCGGUCUCGAUUAUCUUCACAGCGAAGGAAAAAUCCACCGCGACGUCAAAGCAGCUAAUGUCCUCUUAUCGCAUACGGGAAAAGUCAAACUUGCAGACUUCGGUGUCGCGGCUCAACUCGUCAAUAUUAAAUCUCAGCGAAAUACUUUCGUCGGUACACCGUUCUGGAUGGCGCCGGAGGUUAUCCAGCAGGCUGGAUAUGAUUUCAAGGCUGAUAUUUGGUCGUUGGGUAUUACUGCUAUUGAAAUGAUUAAUGGCGAGCCUCCGCAUGCGGCUACGCAUCCGAUGAAGGUGUUGUUUCUUAUUCCGAAGAAUUCGGCGCCGAGGUUGGAGGGUCCGGAGUAUAGUAGUACUUUCAAGGACUUUAUUGCUCAGUGUCUUACUAAGGACCCUGAGAGACGGCCUAGUGCAAAGGAGUUACUGCGGCAUAAGUUUAUUCGAAAUGCGGGUAAGACUGAGGCUUUGCAGGAGUUAAUUCAUCGGAAGCAAGAUUUCGAUGCUGGGAGGGGAGUUACGAAGGAUGUCAAGUACUAUGCUGAGUCGCUGAAUACCAUCACCAAGCCCCCCACCGAAGAAGACGAUGAAGACUGGGUGUUCGAUACCGUUAAGGCUCCUAGUAUGUGGGUGCCAAAGGGGACGGAUUGGAGUACACUCGAUGAGGAGUGGGAAGAGCAAGAUCCAAGCCAACUCAUGGAAGAUAUGCACAUCUCACAACCUGAAGUCUCGCAACCAUCGCAACCACCCCCCCCACCAAAACACCAAGCCAACUCCACAGUCCGACGAACAACAAAUGCCGAACGAUCCCCAUCUAUCCGUCGAGCAAACACAAAGCGCCGAUCAAGCGGUGUCAAGCAGCCCUUAGGCCUCGAUCUUAGCUACGGAAACACACCAUCCACAGUCCGCCAAUUCCGCCGCGUCUCAGACAGAGUACCCAGCACUGAGAACUCACAUAUCAAGCCCCCUCCAGGCUUUGAUGAGAACACCAGUCCAAAGGUCUCUUCCACCGAGACUACUAGCAAAGAAGCGCAAAUAGGUCGCCGAGCCUACAGUCGCGCAGUCGGACUUUCCUGUCAAGAAGUCCUUGCUACGACUGGAGAUGGUGAAAAGAGGGAAGCUAUCUCUCGACUAGCUGAGGCAUGGAGUGAUCUUGAAAUGGUUGAUCCGGAAGGUCUAUAUCAUAUUGUUCGCAUUAUGAAUGAGAGACUCCAGGCUGAUGCGAAAUUAUCAACGCUUAUUCCUGCUUCGCCUCCUCAGCCGGACUCGCCUGGUCGUCCGCGUCUUAUGCUAGCGCAGAAUAAUCCUCAUCUUAAAAGUCAUCGACGACGACAAUCGAGUAUUGUUGAGCCUCAACCUCCCUCUCCUCUUUCAAAUCUGCCGGGACAGAAUCCGUCGGGGAUGGAACAUACGAAGCAGUUGUCUGAUGUUCUUUACUCGCGAUGGGCUGAAGGGCUCCGCAAUCGAUGGGGAAUUUAA
Messenger RNA from Penicillium angulare, 1815 nucleotides. RefSeq names its product STE20 family serine/threonine-protein kinase. Gene Ontology annotation, molecular function: protein kinase activity; ATP binding. Gene Ontology annotation, biological process: protein phosphorylation. Bases 1 to 1815 code for a protein of 604 amino acids. NCBI's taxonomy places the organism in Eukaryota, Fungi, Ascomycota, Eurotiomycetes, Eurotiales, Aspergillaceae. The transcript is spliced from 5 exons. The record is from RefSeq and is a predicted model, not a curated record.